AUGAAACAUAGAAUAGUUGCAGAAACUUUCAUUCCGAACCCUGAAGGACUUCGUGAAGUAGACCAUAUAAACAGAGACAGAGGAGACUUUCAUAUCUCGAACUUAAGAUGGACGACAAGAAGAGAAAACAUGAGAAAUAUUUCUGGUUCAAAUGGCUAUUGGUUUGACAUUGUUGACUCUCUUCCUGAAGACGCUGUUGAAAUUAUACAAUACUCAUAUCACACGUUAGAGAACUACUACUAUGUCCCAAGUGAAGAUGCCUUUUACUAUUUCAUGGGAACUCAAUACAGACGAAUGAAUGUCUUAAGACAGUAUAACAAAGAUUAUAUAAACAUUACAGAUGUAGAAGGAAGAAGAACAAAGCUGUCUAUUGCAAAGUUUAAGAGAGACAAUGGUUAUACAUAA
Trichomonas vaginalis G3 is the source of this 405-nucleotide messenger RNA. RefSeq names its product HNH endonuclease family. The transcript has a single exon. The coding region runs from base 1 to 405 and encodes 134 amino acids. Lineage: Eukaryota; Parabasalia; Trichomonadida; Trichomonadidae. The record is from RefSeq and is a predicted model, not a curated record.